CUACUGGCCAUCACGUGGUCUAGACUGCGGAAACAGCCUUGCGUGUACUUUGUCACAGAUACUUUGUACACAAUACUCCACGUGUUUUCGUACAGUCGCUGAAACAGAAGUUCUAAUUCAUCUGAAAAUGACCCUGUCAGCUGCCGUCCACGUUCUCAUACCUUUCCUGCUUUGCAUUGCGCUCGCAAACACUCAUAUUUUCGACAAAGUUUUGGUGGACGUCAGUUAUGAUCACUACGCGGAGAAGAAAGUCGACAACCUCCCUGCCUUCCUGGCCAUGCCGUUUAACUGCCUGAUAAACGUAGGCUACAUAUUAUUGGCGAUCUAUUGGCUCUUGCAGCGGAUGCCGGAUGGUAAGAGCAACCGAGCGGCUGCCUACAGUAAAGAGGUGUUUGCGCUGAUGGCGCUGGCCUACGGGCCGGUGCAGUGGAUCCGCCUGGCCACCCUGCGGCGCGCGCCCUCCGUCCUGGACCAGUGGUUCACUUUACCUAUUUUUGCAUGGGUGCUGGUGUGGUGUCAAGUGAUUGAUAAGGGUUGGUCAUCUCGCUAUGCUUUAAUGGUGGAGUCGUGCUCUCUGCUCAGCUACGGGCUGUCUCUCCUGCACCCCCGGGGCUUUGAGGCGGCUCUGGGUCUCCACAUCGCCUCCGCCGCGUUUGCAGGCGUCCGCGCGCAGCUCAAACACGGAGACUCUGCGUCCAUGCGCUACUUCUGCUUGGCUUUGCUCUCCUGCGCCGGUUUCGUGAUUUUGAAGCUUCUGGAUCAUCAUCUCGCCGAGUAUUGGAUGUUUCAGACUCUCACCGGUCAUUUCUGGUCCAAAGUUUGCGACAUUCUGCAGUUUCAUUACAGUUUUUGCUUUCUCACGCGCCUCAGUGAAAAUGCACACAAACGCUCUUCAUAAAUGCUCUUUUGUAACAUUUAAUGAGAACAGAGUACUUAGAAGACAAUUAACUUUGCAUUAACAAAUACUUAUUAGCUUGUCACGCCACUGACACACGUAGCUAUAUUACUACAGAAUACAGAUGUGUAAUUAUCACUGUGAACACAAUCGCAAAACCAGCGGGUCAUCAUUUUAAAGGGGUAGUUCACCCAAAAAUGAACAUUUCCUCAUGCUAUACUUAAACUCGAAUGAUACUAAACUUGGACAGGGGUGUCCAAACUCGGUCCUGGAGCACCGUGGUCCUGCUGAGUUUAGCUCCACUUGGUUCAACACAUCUGCCAGGAAGUUUCUAGUAAGAGCUUGAUUAGCUGGUUCAGGUGUGUGUGAUUAGGGUUGACGCUAAACUCUCCUGCACUGAGUUUGGAGAAAAGCACAGUAACAAAACAUACUAUGGAAGUCAAUUGCUGCUUUUUUUCCAGCAGCUCUCUUCAGUAGGCAUGGGACCAUAACUUAUCAAAGUAUGCCAGGGUUUGGAAACGUCAAGAUUUUAAAACCACUAAAAUUUUCUGCAAUACCGUUCCUAUAGUAUGUGUUUGUUUUUUAUUCACUUUUUUUUGUUUGUUUGUUUGUUUGUUUGUAAGGAAAAAUAGUAUCUCCAGCAGAGAUCUCCAAACAUGCCACUUUAAAUUGUAAAAAUAUCUGUUUUUGAAAUAAAUGAAGACAACAGAAGUCAAUGAUUUAUUUGAAUUAUUUAGCCUGACAUGUUUACUGCUCCAAAAUAUCUUAAAUGUUUUUUAAAAAUGAAAUAUUUUGUGUUCAAAAGAGAAAAAUGUUUUUGUUUUUACCCAAACAUUUCAAAAAGAGCAUAUUUUAAAGCAGUAAUCACAAUACCGUGAUACUGUGAUAUUUUUAGCCAAGGUUAUCAUACCGUCAGAAUCUUAUUCCGGCCCAUGCCUACUCUUCAGUAAAUCUUCCUUUAUAUUCAAAAGAAGAAAGAAACCGGUUUUGAACAAAUGGUGGAUGAGUUUGGCAGAAUUUUUAUUUUUUUGGAUGAACUAUUCCUUUAAUGAAGAUCCAAACAGACUGAAACUUUGCAAUUAAUGUGAAAUAAUGUAAUGAUAUUCAGAUCAGAUUUGAACUCUGGUCAGUUUCUCAGUAUUCUCUCCAUUUCUACGGAAAUUGAAGUACAAGGUCUACACACAAGUCCUUAGUUAAGAACUUCCAACUGUUGUUUAUUUUGGGGUCAAGUGUUUGUGUCUAUAGAUCUAAUGAGAAAGCUAAUUUAGUGAAACUAAAAUGAUUGUAAUUUAUUUGUGAAAAUAAAAUGUCAAAAUAUC
This is a messenger RNA of Danio rerio (zebrafish), 2214 nucleotides long. The record is from RefSeq and is a predicted model, not a curated record. Lineage: Eukaryota; Metazoa; Chordata; Actinopteri; Cypriniformes; Danionidae.